AUGUUGUUCAACCCCGAGGAAAAAGACAAACUCUACAAAACGCAAGAUCUUGGUUUGGAGUUUGCAAAUAGCUCGUGUCUUAAAACCUAUGGAAGUUGGCUCUUGAUGCAAAAUCUCGAGCUAAAUCUAUACAUUGUGAAUCUCUUCACCCACGAGAGGAUUAAUCUACCUCCUGUGGAAUCACAGCUUGGGAUGAAAAAGAUACAAUCGCCUGUAUUUUGGAUUGACGAGAAAACCAAAGAUUAUGUAGUUUCAUGGGCACUUAGGGAGAAGUGUGUGGUCUAUUCUAAGACAGGAGAUAACUUGUGGAAUCAAAUUCCCGAAACUUCAGAUUGUCGUGACAUGGUGUACAAGGAUCACAAGCUUUACUUGUCAACUUACCCCAAUAAUGUCAAAAUCUUCGAUUUUUCUGGAGAGAUUCCACAACAAACUUGUGUUUUUAUUGUGAAAAGACAUAUAACACGUAAUUAUCAGAUAACUGAUAGGUGGGAAAUUGUUGCAAAACAAAUUGUAGUCACAGUAACAGGAGAUGUCCUAAAGGUUUUUAAAAUGUGGAGACCAACCGCUAGAAUCUUGUCCUUCCGUCUCUACAAGAUUUAUUCAUUAGGGUUUAAAAAAUAUGAACAAGUUUAUUCCUUGGGCGACGAGGCAAUGCUUUUGGAUUUAGGUAUCACUGUGCUCGCCAAUGACGGUGAUGGAAUCAGUAGAAAUACCAUCUAUUUCAAUGGUUGCGAGAACACGAAUAAUGCUUUUCUCUUCAAUCUCAAGACAAGGAACGUGGAGAAACUACACAAACUUGACUGCUUGUCUGUUCAACUACCUAGUAGUCGAUGGUUCUUACCAAGUUUCACUAUGUCGUGA
Molecule: messenger RNA, 861 nt
Organism: Eruca vesicaria subsp. sativa (arugula)
Lineage: Eukaryota; Viridiplantae; Streptophyta; Magnoliopsida; Brassicales; Brassicaceae
Source: the annotation of a GenBank genome assembly